This is a messenger RNA of Meloidogyne enterolobii, 663 nucleotides long. NCBI's taxonomy places the organism in Eukaryota, Metazoa, Nematoda, Chromadorea, Rhabditida, Meloidogynidae. The record is from the annotation of a GenBank genome assembly.
AUGACAACUCCGAAAUAUCAUCGUGAAAGGGCUGAUCACGUAGAGGCAACGUGGGCACCGCAUUGUGAUAAACAUUUAUUUAUGAGUACUAAAAAUGACAGUAAAUUACCUAUUGUGAAUUUAUCUGUGCCUGAAGGGAGAGAAUUUCUUUGGUCAAAAUUCGAAUGGUUCUUAAAGGCUGAUGAUGACACAUUUGUUAUUGUGGAAAAUUUAAGAAAAUUAUUAGAAAAAUAUUCGGCAGAUUCUCUCGUUUAUUUUGGUGCUAUUUUUCAUUUUAUGGAUGCCUCUCUUGGCCAAACAUAUCCAAGUGGAGGUGCUGGCUACGUUUUAAGUAGAGGGGCUCUUCGUAAAUUUGUUGAAAUAGGUUUACGUGGAGAGAAAUUGUGUGACUCAAAAGAGAUUUAUGAAGAUUUAGAAAUUGGUAGUUGUAUGAGAAAAUUAAAUAUUUCUUUAAUAGAUUCUAGAGAUUCUAAAGGAAGACAUAGAUUCAUUCCAGUCUCGCCAGAUAAUUCACUUAUUAAAUUGCCAGAUGAUGAUUAUUAUAAUUGGGUACAGAGCUAUAGUAAAUUUCCUUAUAAAUCGGUAUAUGUUUAAAAUACAUAAAUGUUUUUCUUCCAGAUAACUAAAUGAUUCUCCCUUUUCUUUCAGGGUCCUAAUUGUUGC